CGGCCAUGGCCUGACUGGGACAGCUCAGGCAGGGGCACAACCGGGGCGCUCCGAGCCGUGGCCAGCUGCCUGCAUGGAUGCUCCGGAGCCAGCCUGUCCCUGGACGAACUGGGGCUGAGGGAAGGGCGACAGGGAUUCUGUGCCAGGAAGAACCUGGAGCCUGGAAGCCCCAUUCGCAGGAAGCGCCAAGAGAUGCACCCCCCUCCCAGGGCCUGAACUUCCUGCUGCUACUCACAAAGAUGCUUUUUAUCUUUAACUUCUUGUUUUCCCCACUUCCAACCCCGGCACUAAUCUGCAUCCUGACCUUUGGAGCUGCCAUCUUCCUGUGGCUGAUCAAUAGACCUCAGCCCGUCUUGCCUUUUAUGGAUUUGGACAACCAGUCGGUGGGAAUUGAGGGAGGGGCACGGAAGUGUGUUGGCCAGAAGUCCAAUGACCCACUGUGUUACUACUACCCAGAUGUCAAGACAAUGUAUGAAGUUUUCCAAAGAGGACUUGCUGUGUCUGACAAUGGGCCUUGCUUGGGAUAUAGAAAACCAAACCAGCCCUACAAAUGGCUGUCCUACAAGCAGGUGUCUGAUCGCGCAGAGUACCUGGGCUCCUGUCUCUUGCAUAAAGGAUAUGAGCCAUCAUCAGACCAAUCGGUUGGCAUCUUUGCUCAGAAUAGGCCAGAGUGGAUCAUCUCCGAGUUGGCUUGUUACACAUACUCCAUGGUAGCCGUCCCCCUGUAUGAUACCUUGGGAGCAGAAGCCAUCAUAUACAUUGUCAACAAGGCUGAUAUCGCCACAGUGAUCUGUGAUACUCCCCAAAAGGCAUCAACCCUGAUAGAGAAUGUGGAGAAGGGCCUCACCCCGUGCCUGAAAAUGAUCAUCCUCAUGGAUCCCUUUGAAGAUGACCUGAAGCAAAGAGCAGAGAAAAGUGGAAUUGAGAUCUUAUCUCUGUUUGAUGCGGAGAAUCUAGGCAAAGAGAACUUCAGAAAACCUGUGCCUCCUAGACCAGAAGACCUGAGUAUCAUCUGCUUCACUAGUGGAACCACAGGUGACCCUAAAGGAGCCAUGCUGACCCAUCAAAAUAUUAUAUCAAAUGUUUCUUCUUUCCUCAAAUGUGUGGAGUAUACUUUCAAGCCCACCCCUGAAGAUGUGACCAUAUCCUACCUGCCCUUGGCUCAUAUGUUUGAGAGGAUUGUACAGGCUGUUAUAUAUUCUUGUGGUGCCAGAGUUGGUUUCUUCCAAGGAGAUAUUCGGUUGCUACCUGAGGACCUGAAAACUCUAAAGCCCACACUUUUUCCUUCUGUGCCUCGACUACUCAACAGGAUCUAUGAUAAGGUACAAAAUGAAGCCAAGACACCCUUGAAGAAGUUCUUAUUGAACUUGGCUAUUUCCUGUAAAUUCAAUGAAGUGAAAAAGGGUAUCAUCAGGCGUGACAGUAUUUGGGACAAGCUCAUCUUUGCAAAGAUCCAGGCCACCCUUGGAGGGAGAAUAAAGUUUGUGGUCACUGGAGCCGCCCCCAUCUCCUCUCCAGUCCUGAUGUUCCUCCGGGCAGCACUGGGAUGUCCGGUGUUUGAAGCUUAUGGUCAAACAGAAUGCACUGCUGGCUGUACAUUUACAUCACCUGGGGACUGGACAUCAGGGCAUGUUGGAGUCCCCCUGGCUUGCAAUCAUGUGAAGCUAGAAGAUGUACCUGACAUGAACUACUUUUCAGUGAACAAUGAAGGAGAGAUCUGCAUCAAGGGCAGCAAUGUGUUCAAAGGAUACCUGAAGGAUCCUGAGAAAACCAAGGAAGCUCUGGAUGAGGAUGGCUGGCUUCACACAGGAGACAUUGGUCGUUGGCUCCCGAAUGGAACUCUGAAGAUCAUUGACCGUAAAAAGAACAUUUUCAAACUGGCCCAAGGAGAAUACAUUGCUCCAGAGAAGAUAGAAAAUGUCUACAUCAGGAGUAGACCAGUGUCACAAAUUUUUGUGCACGGGGACAGCUUACGGUCCUCCUUAGUAGGAGUGGUGGUUCCUGACCCAGAAGUACUGCCCUCAUUUGUAGCCAAACUUGGGGUUAAAGGCUCCCUCGAAGAACUGUGCAAAAACAAAAAUGUAAGGGAAGCCAUUUUAGAAGACUUGCAGAAAGUUGGGAAAGACGGUGGUCUUAAGUCCUUUGAACAGGUCAAAAACAUCUUUCUUCAACUAGAGCCAUUUUCCAUUGAAAAUGGACUCUUGACACCAACACUGAAAGCAAAGCGGGGAGAGCUUUCCAAGUACUUUCGAACCCAAAUCAACAGCCUGUAUGAGAACAUCCAGGAGUAGGUUAAGUUUGCUGCUGAGCCGGAAGCUCUGGGGGAAGGAGUUUAAACUCACGUCAAGUGCACUUUUCCAUAAAUGAAGCUAGCUAGAACUGUGGGAAAAAUAAUCUGAACUGGGAAUAAAAGACCAAUGGGCAAGCAUGAAAUGUCCACAACAGGAUUGUCUUCUGGGAAGGAACUGACUGAUCUCUUCUCUGCUGGACUCCAGUUCCCUCCAUGCCUUACCCCCAGACAACACACGUUGCUUCCAUUGUAAAGUCUUUAAAAUAAACUACUGCAAAUAUGUA
Molecule: messenger RNA, 2574 nt
Organism: Nyctereutes procyonoides (raccoon dog)
Lineage: Eukaryota; Metazoa; Chordata; Mammalia; Carnivora; Canidae
Gene: ACSL5
Product: acyl-CoA synthetase long chain family member 5
Exons: 22
Coding region: 78-2291 (737 amino acids)
Biological process (GO): long-chain fatty acid metabolic process
Cellular component (GO): membrane; endoplasmic reticulum; mitochondrion
Molecular function (GO): arachidonate-CoA ligase activity
Source: RefSeq, a predicted model, not a curated record